Messenger RNA from Anopheles aquasalis, 623 nucleotides. RefSeq names its product phospholipase A2 inhibitor beta-like. NCBI's taxonomy places the organism in Eukaryota, Metazoa, Arthropoda, Insecta, Diptera, Culicidae. The record is from RefSeq and is a predicted model, not a curated record. Gene Ontology annotation, molecular function: protein binding.
GUUUAAAUGUUUUGUAUUUACGUAUGAAUAAAAUCAAAUCUAUCAUAUCUAGGGCAAAAAGCGCAUCAUGUCGGCUAGCUAUGUCUCAAGUAAAUGUAGCAAAUAAUUUCAUACAGGUUCUGAAUCUAGAGUUGUUCAAUCGAUGCGAUAACCUUAAUAAUCUUGAGCUUUAUACCAAUAAAAUAGAAUUGGUGACCGGUAGCUUUGUAAAUAACGCCAUCAAGAGUAUUAAUUUGUGUAUGAAUCGUAUAAAACAAAUGAAUUUGUGUCAAUGGGAAACACCAUCACUAGUGGAAUUGAAUCUGAAUGCAAACUUCCUGGCAGCUAUGCCGACGUGUAUCGACAAAAUCAAGAGCUUAGAAACUGUUAGAAUGUCGAAUAACAAUCUUACUCAUCUAGACAGUAGUUGGUUGGAGGGAUUAGACAAUUUAAAAUUCUUUGGUUUAAGCAGAAAUAAUUUAGCGAGCGUAACUCUUCCUAGCUUUCCCAAACAGCUCGAAUAUUUGGAUUUGGCUGGAAAUGGAUUGAAUGUCGUCAAUUUGUUGUAUGUUGUAGACUCAAAAGUAUGCGUUCGACUGGAGGUUGAUGUGUGUAGUUCUUUCAAUGUAUCUGGAUCAUCUUAA